ACUUAUUCAUCAUGUCUGGUCGUGGUAAAGGUGGAAAAGUUAAGGGAAAGGCAAAGUCCCGUUCUAACCGUGCUGGAUUACAGUUUCCAGUAGGUCGUAUCCAUCGUUUAUUACGUAAGGGAAAUUACGCAGAACGUGUUGGCGCCGGAGCACCCGUAUAUCUUGCUGCUGUCAUGGAAUAUCUGGCCGCUGAAGUUUUGGAAUUGGCCGGCAAUGCCGCACGUGACAAUAAGAAGACCAGAAUCAUCCCCCGUCAUCUCCAACUGGCCAUCAGAAAUGACGAGGAAUUGAAUAAAUUGCUUUCUGGAGUAACAAUCGCUCAAGGUGGUGUUCUACCAAACAUCCAAGCCAUCCUCUUACCCAAGAAGACCGAGAAGAAGACAUAAAUUAUGUUUUAAACAUAAACCAUAGGCCCUUUUCAGGGCCAUUAUAUUUUUCUAUGAAAAAGAUUUAUCAUCAUCUUUGUUUUAGUAAAUAAUAUUAUGGUUCGCCAUUGAAGUCGUCUAGUAUUUUGAGGGUAAGAAACAAAGCUAUAAAUCAAAUUAUAUUUGAAUAGCGUGAUAUGCAAUCUUUAGCUUUUUUUAUGUUGCUCACUUCCAUGAAAUUUUAUUUCUUGUUGAAAUUAUUCAUUUUAACAACUUUGAGUGUUAUAAAUUCAAUUAAA
Harmonia axyridis is the source of this 664-nucleotide messenger RNA. RefSeq names its product histone H2A-like. Lineage: Eukaryota; Metazoa; Arthropoda; Insecta; Coleoptera; Coccinellidae. The record is from RefSeq and is a predicted model, not a curated record. Gene Ontology annotation, molecular function: protein heterodimerization activity; structural constituent of chromatin; DNA binding. The transcript has a single exon. Gene Ontology annotation, cellular component: nucleosome. Bases 12 to 386 code for a protein of 124 amino acids.